Messenger RNA from Corylus avellana, 679 nucleotides. The record is from RefSeq and is a predicted model, not a curated record. NCBI's taxonomy places the organism in Eukaryota, Viridiplantae, Streptophyta, Magnoliopsida, Fagales, Betulaceae.
UACACACAUGCUGUGUUCCCUCCCUACACGAUCCUCUGAUGGAUACAUAGCUUCUCUUUCAGCUCACUCACAACCAAAAAUGAAGCUCUCCUCCUCUCUUCUUCUCCGAUUCACGAUACUGCUGCUCUUCUGCUUCGCUUUAUCCAUUGCCGGCAAUGUGACCUUCGACAGUCGCUCGCUCAUCAUUAAUGGCCAGCGGAAGCUCCUCAUCUCCGCCUCCAUUCACUACCCGCGCAGCGUUCCCGCGAUGUGGCCGGGCUUGGUUCAAACAGCGAAGGAUGGAGGGGUUGAUGUGAUCGAAACAUAUGUAUUUUGGAAUGGUCAUGAACUUUCUCCGGACAAUUAUUAUUUUGGGGGGCGAUAUGAUCUGGUCAAGUUUGUGAAGAUUGUUCAGAAGGCGGGGUUGUAUUUGAUUCUUCGAAUUGGUCCAUUUGUUGCGGCAGAAUGGAAUUUUGGUGGUGUACCUGUUUGGUUGCACUAUGUGCCCGGAACUGUAUUUCGAACCGACAAUGAGCCUUUUAAGCAUUACAUGCAGAAGUUUACAACAUUCAUAGUGAACCUAAUGAAACAAGAGAAGUUUUUUGCAUCACAAGGAGGUCCCAUCAUUUUGGCCCAGCUCUUCCAUCAAUAUUUAGUUGCAAUAUGGAAAGUUAAGGGCCUUGUGGCUCUUGAGCCUUAG